This is a messenger RNA of Carya illinoinensis, 3416 nucleotides long. RefSeq names its product E3 ubiquitin-protein ligase HOS1-like. The transcript has 10 exons. The record is from RefSeq and is a predicted model, not a curated record. Gene Ontology annotation, molecular function: ubiquitin-protein transferase activity. NCBI's taxonomy places the organism in Eukaryota, Viridiplantae, Streptophyta, Magnoliopsida, Fagales, Juglandaceae. Gene Ontology annotation, biological process: protein ubiquitination. Bases 181 to 3045 code for a protein of 954 amino acids.
AAUAUUCCUCACGCUCUUUUUUAUCAAAACACCUCCAAUUGUCUCCUAGGACUGGGAUGUCUCUUUGAGUGCCAACUGCCAAUGGCUAUGCAGUCCUUCGAUAAGCCUUAACACCAACCUCUCAAUUUCUUUCUCAUUCGCGUUUUUGGGAACGGUCUGCUCUCGGGCACUCUCCGAGAAAUGGACCGGAGAUUCAACGGCCCAACCGCCCCUUCAAGUUCCACCGCCGCCGCUGCCACAAGAUUGAGUUCUCCUCCUCCGCGACCUAACUGCAAUAGCCGAGCCGUUCAGGAAGCAUUGGAACGCUUGGCAUCCAUUGACCUGUUUGAGUUGUGUUAUGAGGCAAAAGUUGAACACUGUCGUGCAACUAGAGACUUGAGAAUCUGUGGACGCUAUGUACACAAUGUUUUGAUUGCGUGUGGUCAUGCCUCUUUAUGCGAAGAGUGUAGUCAACGGUGUGAUCUUUGCCCCAUAUGUAGAAUCCCACUACCAAAGAUUGGCAAUAGACUACGGCUCCGCCUUUACUAUGAGUGCAUACAAGCUGGCCUCAUCUCCAAAAGAUCUGAUGAGAGAUUUCAAGAGAUUGAAGAUGGGGACAAGCAACUAACUGCUGAUGUCCUACGUCUCUAUUCCUUGUUUGAUGUUGCGCUGGAGAAUAACUUAGUUUCUUUGGUUUGCCAUUAUGUAACAGAUGUUUGCAUGGAUGAAAGUGCUGUGUCUAGUGACCCUGUCAUUGCUUUCUUGUUGGAUGAAGUGGUUGUCAAGGAUUGGUGCAAGAGGACUUUCAGAAACAUUGCAACAGAACUCCAAGGAAUUUAUAACCUUGAAGUGGAAGAGAUGAAAUCUAGGUUGAGUUUUCUACUCAAUUGUUCUGUACAGCUGACUGGAAUAUGCAAUGUGCUUGAAGUUUUGGAGUCAUCUUUUAAGGGCAGUCUUUCAGCACAGCUUCAUGACUUGUGCCACCUGCAAGAGAACAUAUUGAAGACGAAGCAGCAUAUGGAGAUAAUGAUGUGGUGCAUAAGACAUCAAUUUCUGGAGAAUGUGAGAUCUCGAUAUGCUAAUUUCAUGUCAUGGCGUUCCUGUGUCUCUGAACGGAAAUCAGCUGCAAUUAAGCGUUCAUGGCCUGAUGCAGUAAAUUUCUCUGCAGAGUCCACUAGACAGGAUGGUUCCUUGUUCAUCGAAGAUGCUUUGGUGAAUCUUGAUAUUGAGCAGGGAGAUUCAGAGGAAACAGCAGAGAAAUUAGAAGCUGCAUCACUGGUGAAAAGUGGAGUCUUGUCAAUUCUCCGGUCUAAAAUAGAAGGAUUGGCAGGGUGCUAUCCUUUUGAAAAUCUUCGAGCUGCAGUUGAUAUACUCUUCUUAUGUGGAAGUUCUGAUUUGGUGGUUGCAAAGCAAGCAAUUCUUCUCUAUUUUCUUUUUGAUCGACAUUGGAAAAUGCCUGAUGAAAUGUGGAGACACAUUGUGGAAGAUUUUGCAACCAGCUUUAGCAUCACCAGGCACUCAUUGCUGGAAUCUUUAAUUUUUUAUCUGUUGGAUGACCACACGGAUGAGGCUCUGCAGGAAGCUUGUCGCUUUCUUCCAGAGAUCUCAGGCCCCACAACUCAUCCUAAGAUUGCACGAGUGUUGUUAGAAAGGAAUAAUCCUGAUACAGCUCUGAUGGUUUUACGGUGGUCUGGGUGUGAUGGUGGAUUGCAGAUGGUUUCACUUAGUGAGGCCAUAACUUCUGUUCGGGUAAGGGUGGAGUGUGGACUUCUGACUGAAGCAUUUACACAUCAGAGAAUGCUCUGCACCAAAGUCAGGGAGAAGAAGUUGAAGCAUGGACCAUCUGGAAAUGAUUCUGAUAAUUUCAAAAGUGAGUUCAGGAAUUGGGUGGAAUGGGUGGACAUAUUGGUAACUGAAAUCUGUUGCCUUUGCAUACGAAGGAACUUGGUAGAUCGAAUGAUAGAGUUGCCAUGGAAUUCUGAUGAGGAGAAGCAUAUCCAUAAGUGCCUGUUGGAAUUUUCUAUUGAAGACCCUUCAACAACUACAGGAAGUCUUCUUGUCGUAUUCUAUCUUCAGCGCUACCGAUAUACUGAAGCAUUCCAAGUCGAUUUUAAACUUAAGACCGUGGAACAGGAUUUCAUCUCGAAGAGUUCUGUUGGUAAAGAAGUUUUGUCUAGAAUAAGAUCAGCAAGUCACUGGAGAGCAAGUUUGAUUGAUAAAUGCAUGGAAUUGCUGCCAGACGUCCAAAGGCAACAAGUAAAGUCUGGUCAAUUGCCUGAGAUUGCUGCUAGUUCUGUCGAAAACAUUGAAAUGCCAGCAAAAUCUGAUUUUACCAUGGUUCAAGAGCCAAUCUCAACAAGUUUAUUGAUUCCUUCGUCUACUUCUUCUCUUGGUCUUGGAAUGGACCACCUGACUCCUUUCUCGAGAUCAUCGGUUUUUGAAAAUCAAACAAGACUACCUGGGUCUAUCAAUGUUCAUCACUCUGAAGUCAUCAAGUAUGGUUCCCAAUCAAUUUUAUAUGGAAGGGGACUAAGACCUAGAAGUAGCAUCAACAAAGAUUUCAACUUAAAUGACUCAACUCCUGAAACUCGUCGAGUUAGUCUCAUGAAUGCCUCGCUGUCAAGAGAAAUUAACAGGGCUACCUUUGGCAAUCUCCAAGACUCCUCACCUGAAAUGGAACAAAAUGGUUUCAUUAACCAACUCCACGAUGCCAGUCCUUUAUAUUCCUACAGGCUUAGCUCUAAUCCAAUAGGCACACCUAGCAGCAACCAGGGCUUGUUUAAAGAUUCUGGAGGCUUGAAUUCCAGUUUCACUGGUAAAAGGAUCCAAUCCGAUAGAGAUUAUAGACUUUGGAAUGGGGCAUCUUCAGAUGAUCAAAUGGAAAUCUCGUGGAGCCAUGGAGGGAGGGGCUCUGCUGCCCAAGACAACGGUAUGAAUUGUGGACUGAGAUGGAGGUCUGAUGAGACCAGUGACGAGGAGGAGGAGCAGGGUCCAGAGGGAAGUAUGGGAAUGGCUUAUCAAACGACGCCCACAAGAAUUAGGAGAAGUAGACUUGCCAAGAGGUAAAGAAUGCAUGUGCCAAUUUUCAAGCUUUUGAUAUCCUUGCCCUUCCAUGGCGGCUUCUCAAUUUGGUCUGGGAAAAGGGAAGCUGCAAGAGCUAGCUAGCACUGCAAAAGAGUCUGUCUUUCGAGUAAAAAGGUUAAUACUGCGACCCUUUUUUCAGUUUUCAUGGGUGGAAAGUGGACGAGUAAACAUAAUUCUUGUAUACAGUUGUGUUAACCAAAUUCCAGUAAGAAGAUAGGGCAUUGAAUCAUUUCCUUUUCCUCGUCAUUGACAAGAGGCGAAUUGUCUUUUAGGAGGAACAAUCUGUGCAGCUUCUGACAAUUUUGUAUUUUUGUUGAGGCAAUUCAAAGGUUUUUCAGUCUUUUGUAUUUUUA